UGAGGCGCCCGGCGCGGUUCCCAGGUGGCGGAUGGGGCCGCAUAGUUCGAAGGAAUGUGAGGAGGCGGGUGCAAGGAGCUGGGGGAGCGCCAGGGAGCUCCGUGGCGUGGGAGAAAUGGCCGAAUCUCGGACUGGACCGUUCGCAACCGUUGGGCCCACGACGGAGAGUGAGCCGACCCGUUUCAGCGACACGUCAGAGGCCGGCGGGCACAGGACAAGGUCCCCUGCGGCCGCCUUUUGUCGGCGGAGCCUUGGGGCCCCCGCCAGCCCUGUGGAGUCUCCCGCCGCCCAAGUUCAGCAAAAAAUUCCUUAUAGUCCCCCGAAAUCCUUGGAGCGCAGGGCCCCGGUAGUUGUGUAUAGAUUGGCUGUAGGGCUGUUUGUGUAGCUCUUAGGACCCCUCUGGAUUCCGUGCUCCAGGAGACGGGUAUUUUUGUAGGGAGCCCAUCGCACACUAUAUUCAAUUAGUGUAGAUACUCUAAAUAGUUUGGUUUCAUACGUUUCUACAUUUAAAGAGUUACUUUUUGAUGCUGGAUUCCUUUGGAUUCCUUUUCGCUUUUGGUUUUCCCAAAUUCUCUACCUCACGUAGGAAACUCUUCCAAAGAGCAUCAUUAGGGAAGAAGUUGAGGAGCCUGGGCUUGAUUUUCCUUGCUGGUAAAAUGGGGAUAUCCCUAUAUUCUCUUUCACUGCUUCAAAGGAGUAUUAUGAAGUUAAAGGAAUGUGACAUUUCUUUAUAGUAGAAGGCAAAAGCAUAGUAUGUAGAAGGGGAAGCAAGGGAAGACAGGCUUCCAGAAACUUUUGCUAGCCAUAAUUUUGGUGAAUGUUGGUGAGACCAAAGGAAGCUGUGUUUACAUCAACUCCUGUGGAAUCUAAAGACGGAUCAGUUCUGUAUCUCUUCUUGGCUGUGUGGACCUUUGCGCAAAUAGUUUAGCUCUUAGUUUUGUUUUUUUUUUGCUUCCACAUUCUUAAAAUGGGGAUUGAUAAUAUCAAUCUUACAAGAUCGUUGGUAAAUACUAAGUGAGUUGAUGUACAUAAAGUGCUUAGAACAGUUACUGGCCUUUAAGAGUUAUAUUAUUUACUUGUGUCUACUCUUAAAGAUGGGAAAACUCAAGAACUCUGGCCUUAUUACUUAUCCUUUGCUCAGAAUUCCAUGAGCCUAUUGCCAGUGAACCCUUAGGCCACCUCAUCUUCCAUCUGAGCGUAUAGUGUAAUUAUGUAUAACUAGAAGUUUCUUCUGGAUAUUUAUUUUAUCAUUAAAUAUUAAUGUUGAAAACUCACUGUACUAGGUCAUCUAUUGUGAUAGCUGUGUUUGGGUAAAUGAAACCUGAGAACUUCUUUAGAAGUUUCUUUCUUUCUUGGAUAAUGUUUUGUUUACAGUCUUGGCCUAGGCACAGUUUAUUUUUGGAUCAAAUACCAAAAAAAAUACCAUGAUUGCAGCAUACUUGGUUUCUCAUGUUCUCGGAAUGGCUGUGGGAUUCUGGAGGGGAAUUUCUGGGGCAACCUGGCAGCAUUUCCUAUUAAUGAAUGGGGAAGCUUGGUACGAAUCUAAUCUUAUUGUUCUGUUAGUAAGUCAACAGAGGUUCUUUUGGAUUACUUGACAGCUACAAAGCAGCUUUGAUUCGUUGAUUCAUUUUUACUUAGUAGAAUGAAGAUUAGGGAAUGGUAUCCACAAAGUAAGCAUGUUUUCUGUUUGAAUUUCAAGAGCUUGGGUGGGUGCUGUUGAAUCAAAGACAUCUUUAUUCCUUGCUGUCUCCUCACUAUAUGUGUGUGUGUGUGUGUGUGUUGUUGUGUGUGUGUGUGUGUGUGUGUGUAUAAAAACACACUGUUUGGAGAUUCUAAUGGAAGACUGUUCUGUUUUCUAAGUCUCCCUUUCUAAGGAUGCCACUGUUUAUACACUUAAUGUUAUCGGGAACUAACCACAAAAUGAGGAACUUUUGAAUUUAUGAAAAAGAGAGCAUUGCUUACUGCAGCAGUAUCUGACCAGAUUUGGCUGAAGAAUAGGGGGUAUACAUUUUGUUAUUUAGUUUUAGAAUAAGACAAUUUAAUAUUACUUUAAGGUGGAAAUUGGAUGUUGUCAUGGUGAGAGUGGAAGACAAUAUCCUUGUGAAACUUCUCUAUUUGUGCUUGAAUAAGGAGGAAGGGGAGUGAUAUCUUCAAAGAGUUGAGCAUUUUAGAGGCAGAAAGGGAAGGCUGCCUCCCUAAUGCUCUUGUCAUCUUUAUCAUCUGUCUGAGUCUGGUUUGAAUACAAGAUUUUGGAAAAGAGGGCAGGGAGCAUUUCAAUAGGCAGAACAUAAGGAGUUAGAAGAACCUAGAUCCUUGUUGUAUCACUCACUGGGUACCAUUUAUUCUUUUAAUAAUUUCACAGACAUUUAUUGAACAAUUAAUUAUGUUCAAUUUAUUUUUUAUGCAUUUAUUGGUCCCUGGAGACACGAAGUAGAGCCCUCUAGAUAUCAGGAAACCAUGGAUAAAACGAAAUAAGUGUGAUGCCUUAAAAGUAUAUUUUAAUGAAAUCAGAAUGGAAUAUAAAACAGUUGGCCAGGAGUGAUAAAAAUAUCUUUAUUGUCUAACUCCUCUUCUACUUUUAAUGUAAGAAACUUUGAGGAAAAUAUGUACAUAAAAUUGUUAAGGCCAGUCUCCAUCUGGAGACCAUUACUGUCAUUAGAAUAGAUGAAUUGGAUGUACUCUAAUGAUAGUCAUUCUUCAUAUUUUCUACUUAAGCAAGUUUGAGGGCAAAACAUUUUUUUCUGAGAUAAGAAGUGAGUGUACACUAGUUUAACGGGAAUUUCUUAUUCUAGUUGAGAGAGGUCUUUGAAAUUGUUCACAGAGCAUGGGGUUGUGUGCCACGGUAGAUGUGUCAAGCCAAGAGGCCAGGUGGUCCCCCAGAGGGAGAUGCACUGCUGUUGAACUUCUCGUUGGGAGGAAGUUCAGAGCAAGCCCUCAUGGUGAGUGUAGGGAGGAACAAAGCCCAAACUACAGUCCCUGGAACCAAGACUUAGUGACCCUGAAAUUCAGAGUCAGAGAGAUAGGGAAGCUGGUUAAGUGUCUGAGCACUGAACAGUGAAGGGUUCUGUCUAGUGGGUACCAGAUCCUUCCAAUUCUGCUGCUUCUGGUUGAUGAGUGAUACUUUUGUCUAGAAGAUCAGUACUUGACAGCCUGGCCCACGUUUCUCCCAAAUGUUAUCGUCUUUGACACCCAGGCAGCUGGCUUUAUUAUCAACCGUGCUCUUCUCUCCACAUCUUAUCCCUUCUCCCCUCUUGUUCUUAACAUUUUCUCUUUUCCUUCUUUCUUUAUCUUUAGAUGGUCUCAUGUCAGGUUUUUCUUUCAACUGAAAAACAGACUCUCAAAAAGUUCAACGGGGUGAGAAACAACAAACUAGGUGUUGAGCUGAAAUUGUAGUUCUCUGGAGACUAAGCAAAAACAAAAAACUACUCCAAUUGUGUUAUUAUUACAGUGGCAUGUAAGUUAGUAAAACAGAGAAACAGUCUAAGCUGUUGGUAUCAUAAUGACCACUGUGCCAGAGAGAAUUAAACAGAGGCCCUGAUGUGUGUUAAGCACAUUGUACAAUAGCGGCAUUAUUUGUACUUUAUGAUCUGGGUGUGUUUUUGCGGCUUUCAGUUGAAGACAUUCUAUUACCUACUUCAAGUAGAGAGGAUUAGAGUUUCAAGGCCUUUUUCUUGAACUAAUAUUUACCAGACAGGCUUUUCACUUUGUUUCUUCAGUCAUGAAGUAGAUAUAAUCAAGUAUUCAUCUGUCUCUUUUUCACUUUAUCAUUUUAUAUCAAAAUAGUUUAAAUAAGAGAGAAAUAGGAUAAACUUAAAUUUAAAAAAAUUCCAAACUUCACAUCUUCGAGAAUAAUUUGGAAAUGCACAUGGCUUUUCUAAACUGUUCUCUCCCCUCACUCGUAGCAGGGGAAGAUUGAGUUUUUGGAACCAAUUACAAUUAGGUGGAUAUCCUCAAAUGCAAGGUUCAGAAAGGGGUGCUUCUUUGACUUAGAAUGGAAAAACAGAGAAAGUAAUACUAAUCUCAUUUUUUUAAAAAAGAGGCUAAUAAUCCUCCUUAUUAAAAUACAUAGGGUUCAGAAAAAGCUCUGUCUGAACCAUUUGAAUAUUUCAAAAAGAGUUUUUAUUGAUUCCCAGUUAUCCAGAGGGCAGGAGCUCACCUUCAUGAAGAACAUCUUAUACAACAGGUAUUAGAUUAAUAGUAAUGGUUUAAUAGGAACAUCAGUUACUUUAGCCUUAAAAUAGACCUUUAGGGAAAAGAGAAUUUCAAGAAGAUCUGGGAAUCUUUACGUUUUCUGUAGGACAGAUGGAAUUUUUCAAUCACAACUCAUUAUUCUCUAAUAAACAGUUAGAUUUCAUUUUUUAAAGCCUUCAUCUGCCGAAUGGCAUUUUUUUACUUUAGCCACUUGUCUUCUGGUACUGAACAGUGUCUGAGGGAAGCAUCAAGAGGGAGCUUUCAACAUUCCUGUUGGUAUUUAUUUAAUCAGUUACUUCCAUGCAAAAACUUUUCUGGCUGCUUCUAUGAAAGUUCUUCUAUUUAAAGCUGGCUUUGAUUUUACUGAGAUAGGGAAAGGGAGAAAAGAAGAGGGAAAAAAUUAGAGGACUAUGUUCAGAAACAUUCCUUUCUAAACUUUACAGUUAACUUUAGGGAGACCUUUGCAACAUUGUAUACAGCUCUAAGGUCAGUGUAACAGUUUUGAAUGUAUUUAUUCUCUAUCGGAGAAUUUUAUAAGAAAAAAUUAUGUCAGACUUUCUUGGGGGCAAAUAUUCUAAACAGACUUGGUCUAUCCAAAUUUUUUUCCAGAGUUCUUCUAAAUGUUAAGGGAAAAUGCAAAAUUAUUGUUAAUUAGAUGUUUAAGAUAUAGGUAGUAUGCACUGUGUUUUGAUUUGUUUUGUUUGUUCUUGGGUAACUUUUUGUUUUGACAUAAUUUCAAAUUUAUGGAAAAGUGGCAAGAAUAGCCUAAGGAAAGAGAGAAUUUCCAGAUAGUGGUAAGAAUAAUGAUAGCAGUAUGCAGUGGGUGCCUUGGGGGAACGUGCAGCAGUGCCAUGGAACCCAAAUUAGGGAGUCAUGAAAGGCUUCCUUGAAGAGGUUAUUUCUAAUUCUUUGCCUUCAGGUGAAACCUCCAGAUCAUAAUUUUCAGAGCAUGGUGAUUUGGGCAUUAAAAUAAACAAGCUAGUAAUGACUUAAGCAUAAGGUAGUAAAUACCUUCAGACUGGGCAGCUGUGGAUCUCUGAUUAUCACUGCAGAAAGCUUUAUCAGAGAAAGUUCACUGAACAUCCUAAAUUGAUCAUUGAGAAGCUUUUAUAAGUGCAAAAAGUUGUUUUUGAUAGUACAAAACCGACACUGUGGGAAAUAUCUCUGCACGUACUUCCUUGUGGAUCUCUGGAGGAUACAUUGCUAGAUAUGCAACUGCUGGGCCAAAGGAUAUGCAGACUUCUGAAGCUUUAGUUGGAAAAUAAUCCUAUUCUAAGAACUCAGGCACUCAAGUAUCCACCAUGGUAUUGGGUCCUGAGCAGAAGAUGCCAGACGAUGAUGCUUCUGGAGACCCUGGGGACAAUGCCAGUCUUGGUGCCAUCAACCCUGCCUACAGUAACUCCUCUCUUCCACAGUCCACAGAGCCCUCAGAGGAUCCCUUCACCACCUACUUUGAUGAGAAGAUCCCCAUUCCUGAGGAGUAUUCUUGUUUUAGCUUUCGUAAACUCUGGGCUUUCACGGGACCAGGCUUUCUUAUGAGCAUUGCCUACUUGGAUCCAGGAAACAUCGAAUCUGAUUUGCAGUCUGGAGCAGUGGCUGGAUUUAAGUUGCUCUGGGUCCUUUUGCUGGCCACCAUCGUGGGGCUCCUUCUCCAGCGCCUUGCAGCUAGACUGGGAGUGGUCACUGGGCUGCAUCUGGCUGAAGUGUGUCACCGACAGUAUCCCAAGGUCCCACGGAUUAUACUAUGGCUGAUGGUGGAGUUAGCCAUCAUUGGAUCUGAUAUGCAAGAAGUCAUUGGCUCAGCAAUUGCCAUCAAUCUCCUGUCUAUGGGAAGGGUUCCUCUAUGGGGUGGAGUUCUCAUCACCAUUGCAGAUACUUUUGUAUUUCUCUUUUUGGACAAAUAUGGCUUGCGGAAGCUGGAAGCAUUUUUUGGAUUUCUCAUCACCAUUAUGGCCUUCACAUUUGGAUAUGAGUAUGUUACAGUGAAACCUGACCAGGGCCAGGUGCUCAAGGGCAUGUUCGUGCCAUCCUGUUCAGACUGUCAAACCCCACAAAUCCAGCAGGCUGUGGGCAUCGUGGGAGCUGUCAUUAUGCCACACAACAUGUAUUUGCAUUCUGCCUUAGUCAAGUCUAGGCAAGUUAACCGGGCUAAUAAGCGGGAAGUUCAAGAAGCCAAUAAGUACUUUUUCAUUGAAUCCUGCAUUGCUCUCUUUGUUUCCUUCAUUGUCAACGUCUUUGUCGUCUCAGUCUUUGCCGAGGCAUUUUUUGAGAAGGCCAAUGAUCAAGUGGUUGCAGUCUGUAGAAACAGCAGCAGUCCCCAUACCCACCUCUUUCCUGAGGAUAACUCAACACUGACUGUUGACAUCUACAAAGGGGGUGUUGUGCUGGGAUGUUACUUUGGGCCUGCAGCACUCUACAUCUGGGCAGUGGGGAUCCUGGCUGCAGGACAGAGCUCUACCAUGACAGGAACUUACUCUGGCCAGUUUGUCAUGGAGGGAUUCCUGAAUCUAAAAUGGUCACGCUUUGCCCGAGUGCUUCUUACUCGCUCAAUUGCCAUCAUCCCCACUUUACUUGUUGCUGUCUUUCAAGACGUAGAGCAUCUGACAGGGAUGAAUGAUUUCCUAAAUGUGCUGCAGAGCUUACAGCUUCCCUUUGCUCUCAUACCCAUCCUCACAUUUACUAGCUUGCGGCCGGUAAUGAGUGACUUUGCCAAUGGAAUAGGCUGGAGGAUUGCAGGCGGGAUCUUGGUCCUUAUCGUCUGUUCCAUCAACAUGUACUUUGUAGUGGUUUAUGUCCACGAUCUAGGGCAUGUGGUGUUGUAUGUGGUGGCAGCUGUGGUCAGCGUGGCUUAUCUGAGCUUUGUUUUCUACUUGGGUUGGCAGUGUUUGAUUGCACUGGGCAUGUCUUUCCUGGACUGUGGGCACACGUACCAUCUUGGAUUGACAGCUCAGCCUGAACUCUACCUUCUGAACACCGUGGAUUCUGAUUCACUUGUAUCUAGAUGACGGACAGCCAGAGAGACUAUUUAAGAACUACUUUCUUUAAGCCCUUUUAUGCCAAGUGACUUGUUACAUAUCUUUGUUAGUUCAGGGGUGAGUUUUGUUCAGGCAUUUUGAACAAAAGACAGAGAUUUCCUCAUGGGAAGUGUUUUAAAAACUGACAGCUAUUAACUUGUAGGUCAGAGAACCACCCACCUUGCAAAAGUCAAACAGCCAGAGUUAAAUGAUUGGCCUAUGAUGGCCACACACCCCUAUGGGCUUGUGUCUUGACUUCUGUAUAUAUAUUUAUGUAGACCUGAACAUAUCAGUUUGGGUGGAGUUUCUAAAGUUAUAUAAAACUGAUAAAUCUUUUAUAUUUUUUAAAAACAUAUCGUUCAUAUAAAUCAGCUAUUUCUUUGGUUUGCAAAUGAGAAGAGAAGGGAAUGAAGCUCUUUUUCAAAAUGUACUGGUCAAAUUGACUGUUUUAAAGUGAUGCUUUACUAUGCAAUUUAAAGAUUAUUUUGAUUUUAAUCAACCAGAAUAUAUCCUUGGUAUCUACUGAUACUAGCACAUCAUUUCUAAAGAAAACAUUUCUUCUAUCCAGCAGUAUUUAACCGUGAUUAUCUGAGUGCUUUGUGAUUUUUUAUUCUCUUUGUUGUAGUUUUUUUUUUCUUGUCUUUAAACAGAGAUCAUGGUAUUUGCCAAAGAGCUUAAUACCUAGUAACAAGUAAAUCAAAAAACCAUAUUUUAACCAAUGGUUGGUUUUCCAUGUUGUAUAAUAACUCACCCCAUUCUGGUAUUCGAGAUUUAGGUAUAGAAAGAAGAAAACUUCUAACAUUUAACUUUGUAAAUUCCAGCAUAAGAUAAUGGAGAUAUUAAUCUUUCUAGCAUUUGAUAGUUCUACCAUGUCUUUUGUUCCCACUUUUCCCAUUAAUACUCCGAACACCAUUUCUAGGUCCACAUAGGCUAAGUCUAUUUCUAGGAGUAGCUAAUACUUUUAUUUACAUUGUUGAAUUUGUUAGGUGAAUGCUAAAUGUUUCACUUUAAGAUAUUCAUACUGAUAGUGUAGUAAUUAGAACUAGAUUGGGAGUUAGAAGACUAGUCCAUAUGUCACAAACUGCCUACCUACAUAUAGGUUAUAGUUUGUUUAUUUUUAACUCUUCCAAAGCAGGGUUUUUUUUCCUUAAAAUUUUUAUAAUAAAAAAUUUAAUAUUUAAAAAA
Messenger RNA from Choloepus didactylus (southern two-toed sloth), 8390 nucleotides. RefSeq names its product solute carrier family 11 member 2 (gene SLC11A2). Bases 5493 to 7196 code for a protein of 567 amino acids. The transcript is spliced from 18 exons. Lineage: Eukaryota; Metazoa; Chordata; Mammalia; Pilosa; Megalonychidae. The record is from RefSeq and is a predicted model, not a curated record. Gene Ontology annotation, molecular function: cadmium ion transmembrane transporter activity; iron ion transmembrane transporter activity; manganese ion transmembrane transporter activity. Gene Ontology annotation, biological process: metal ion transport. Gene Ontology annotation, cellular component: plasma membrane.